This is a messenger RNA of Scatophagus argus, 1953 nucleotides long. RefSeq names its product transmembrane protein 184C-like. Gene Ontology annotation, molecular function: transporter activity. The coding region runs from base 155 to 1480 and encodes 441 amino acids. The transcript is spliced from 12 exons. Lineage: Eukaryota; Metazoa; Chordata; Actinopteri; Scatophagidae. Gene Ontology annotation, biological process: transport. The record is from RefSeq and is a predicted model, not a curated record.
AGGAGGAGGAGGAGGUGGAGGAGGGAUGUGACAGCAUCAGGACUGAGGAGGACAACAGGCCAACCGUCACUCCGACUGAACGUCUUCAGCUCCAGCGGUGUGGCCUGAUGUUUCGGACGUGCCUGUAGUCAACGCCGAGGGUGAAGCCGCCGUCAUGCCGUGUUCGUGGGCAGAGUGGAGGAGGUGGAUCCGUCCGCUGGUUCUGGUUCUUUAUGCCCUCCUGCUGGUGGCCGUGCUGCCGCUCUGCAUCUGGGAGCUGCAGAAGGACAAGGUUGGGACUCACAGCAAAGCUUGGUUCAUAGCUGGCGUCUUUGUCUUUCUGACCAUCCCUAUUUCGCUGUGGGGGAUCCUGCAGCAUAUCGUCCACUACACCCAGCCUGAGCUACAGAGGCCGAUUAUCAGAAUACUAUGGAUGGUGCCGAUCUACAGUCUGGACAGCUGGCUGGCUCUGCGCUACCCCAGUCUGGCCAUCUACGUGGACACGUGCAGGGAGUGCUACGAGGCCUACGUCAUCUACAACUUCCUGGUGUUCCUGUUGAACUUCCUCAGUAACCAGUACCCCAGCCUGGUGCUCAUGCUGGAGGUGCAGCAGCAGCAACCACACCUGCCGCCGCUCUGCUGCUGCCCGCCGUGGCCCAUGGGAGAGGUGCUGCUCUUCAGGUGUAAGCUCGGAGUCCUCCAGUACACUGUGGUCAGACCCGUAACCACGGUGAUAGCACUGAUCUGUCAGCUCUGUGGCGUUUAUGACGAAGCCAACUUCAGCUUCAGAAACGCCUGGUCCUACCUGGUCAUCAUCAACAACAUAUCACAGCUGUUUGCCAUGUACUGCCUGCUGUUGCUGUACCGAGCUCUCAAAGAGGAGCUGACUCCCAUCAGGCCUGUGGGCAAGUUCCUCUGCGUCAAACUGGUGGUUUUUGUCUCCUUCUGGCAAGCCGUUUUAAUUGCCUUCCUGGUGAAGGUCGGCGUGAUCUCUGACACACACACCUGGGACUGGGACAGCGUGGAGGCCGUGGCUACCGGACUGCAGGACUUCAUCAUCUGCAUAGAGAUGUUCCUGGCUGCCAUCGCCCACCACUACACCUUCACCUACAAACCAUAUGUACAGGAAGCGGAGGAGGGAUCGUGUUUCGACAGCUUUCUCGCCAUGUGGGAUUUCUCAGACAUCAGAGCUGAUGUCUCAGAGCAGGUCCGCCAUGUUGGUCGUACGUUCCUGGGUCGUCCUAACAAGAUGUACUUUGGUGCGGCAGCUCGACCCGAGCACACCGAGCACACCGGCCUCCUCACGGCCUCCCAGGACCCCGUCGCCGUGGCAGCCACAUCGAUGCCCUCCUCACCUUCCUCCAGCGGGCGGUACCAAGGCCUCGGCCACACCCCCGCCCCACACUCUGUCUCCGCCCCUGCAGGGUUCACUUCCUCUUCCUGGGAGGACGACAGUGACAGCUCGCCCGCUGAGGCGGUUGACGCCGCUGGAAGCACGUAGCCGGUGGUGGGAGCUUUUUCUUUCUGUUCGCGUCGUUUGCCUUCUUGUCUUGAUGUGCUUCGUGGCUGCGGACAGAGAAACUCUGCAUCAAAGUCGGAAUAAAAAUACAAACAUGAAGCUUAUUCACGGGUGGAUCUCAUCAAGACGCAAGGAAAGCAGAGAAGACAAAGAGUCGAAGCCAUGUUUGUUGAGAAAAGCAUUUUUAAAAUAAUUACCCAGUUUUAAAUGUCUGAAAUCUGUAUUUUGAAGUCUGCUGAUGUCAUUUUGAUAAAUGUAUCUGUCGAAAGGAUGUUUGAUGUUUUCAUCUGAGGAGGAAGCAGCUGGUAGGUUCUACACUCACGCAGUGCUGAAGUGUCCCUGAGCUUGGUUUGACUUUUUGUCCAAAUUCAUAAUAAAUCAACAUACUGUAGGCAAUCACCAGAACUGUGCUGUUUGGUUCCACUCCUCCAACAACUUUUAACAUCCAUCAUAAU